Molecule: messenger RNA, 1215 nt
Organism: Colletotrichum graminicola M1.001
Lineage: Eukaryota; Fungi; Ascomycota; Sordariomycetes; Glomerellales; Glomerellaceae
Exons: 3
Coding region: 1-1215 (404 amino acids)
Source: RefSeq, a predicted model, not a curated record
AUGGCUCUGAUCCCCCAGGUGCAAGCUGCCCUGAGGGACCAGGGUUAUGAACACGUGGCCCUAGCCCCUAUGUGGGCUGCACUAUGGACCAUACCGAUCAGUCAAGUAGCUUCUCUACUUGAAGAUUUGCGAGAUCCCAGUGUAGCGAUGCUUCUAGAGGGCCAGCUGACAAUGAUCAACAAUAACUUUCUGAAAUUUCUGAAGAUUUACAAUGAUAGUAAUCGUCACCGUUACCAACGAAGCAUAACCGAGCGCGAUCAGGCAGCCGAACAGGAUGGACAACAAUGCGUAGUCACAAAAGCCCCAGACCCCCACAAGUGCCAUAUCUUCCCGUUCUCGGCGUUGAACCAUCAGGAUUAUACGGGGGGUAGCUUCCUGGUAUCUAUGGCACGCUUUUGGGGAGAGGAUCGGAUUCGCACACUUUCCCGGAAGCUGGGCGGGCGUUAUGCUCCUGGGGCCACCAACAACAUGAACAUUGUUGACACAUGUGCAAACAUGAUAUCGCUAAGUCCACAAUUGCACGACUGCUGGUUGCGGGGCUACUUCGCCUUCGAACCGAUGGGAGAAGCCAGGCGUUUCGACGGCCAGUACAACACAGGCGCAUCCACUCCCACCGUAUCCGAAUCUACAAGAGCCACCCCACCCAGAGCUGCCAAAAAGCUCAAGCCACUACCAGAGGAAUAUUCUAUCCAACUACGCUUCCAUUGGUUGAAAGAUACAACUAUCCCAACUCUGAAGUCGCUGGUCGACUUUUCAGUAGACCCUAUCACCAUCUUCAAGCAGCCGGUUCCCAAUCAGCCGGAUCCCAAGUGUUAUCUGGCAGCUGUCGAUCUGUCAAACUGGCGGCCCGUCGAGAAUGGUCAAAUCAUCACCAUUAAAGCUCAAGAGCGUGGACUGUUACCCGACUACGACAUCCUGCUCCUGCAGUGGGAUGUGCUCAGAAUGUGGCGUCUUGCGGGCGGUGCUGACCCCGAGAUAUACUCCUUCGAUAGUGACGAUGACACCGACGAGGAUCUUGCUGUCACUGUCGGGAAGACCACUGAAGACAGUCAAAUGCAAAUGGUCGACCAACCACAUGAUACCUUCCGGAGGCGAAAUCAAGGUUCGUCCGAAACAGCCGUCACCAGCAAUCAGGAUCUAUACAAUCCUCGUGGCAAUUACAAAGGUGAUGAUCCGGAUGCAACCCCGCCUACCGAUCAGGGAGAUCUUGCCUAG